This is a messenger RNA of Rotaria sp. Silwood2, 1698 nucleotides long. The record is from the annotation of a GenBank genome assembly. NCBI's taxonomy places the organism in Eukaryota, Metazoa, Rotifera, Eurotatoria, Philodinida, Philodinidae.
AUGAACUUCCUUUAUGUAUUCAUUCUCUUGUUUUCCUGGUCUCAAAUAUCUUCUGAAAAUAUUUUUUCUACCAAUACUACAAUUGCUCAUCCCGAAUCCGGUCUUUUUCUGGACUACGUGGGUCCUUAUACUCCAUCUGAAACAAUCAUCCACAAUUCAGCUAUUUUUCCCAUGACUAACCGUACAUGUCACUUUCUUCCACUUUCAGCAGUCGAACGAAUUUCUUCCUGUAAUUGGAUCUUACAACGGACUAAACGACUCAUUUCAGGCAUUAUUACUCUCGGAAUAGGAGCAGCUACUCUUGGACUAUCAGCUUCCAAUAGUAUUCAAAUAUCAGGUGUUCAAAAGGAAGUUGCUCUUGUGUCAAAAUCUCUUGCCGAACUGUCACAAGUCACACGGGUUUUUGGUGUUCAACUGGUCAAAAUCCAGUCUGAACACAUUCAGUUAGCUGAACAACUACAGAUGACUCAAAAACUUCUUGAAUCAGCUGUACCUACUAUUAAUAAUCACUCGGAAGCUAUUAAUGCUUUAGAAAGUCGUGUUUCCUUCUUACAAAUGCAGUUUCAACACUCAUUUCUCUAUCAGGCUAUUACUCAAAUUUUUCGAAAUGAUCUUACUCUUGCUUUUUUAGCGCCUCAAGAUCUUCAUACUGUUGUCUAUAGCGUCAUUCGUCAGGGCAAUCUUACUUUUAACCCACAUUUUGGAUCUUUGCCUCUAGCACAUAUCGUUACUCGACUUCUUGUCCGUCAACAACUCGAUUUCAUUCCCAAUACGUACUAUGAAACGUCAGACCCUUCUGAAAUUGGGCGCUUGGUUAUUACUAGUUACUUUGCAGUUCCUCGAUCAGAUCAAUCUCCCUUUCUCAUUUACAAAUUAAUUACUACUCCAUUUAUACAUGACAAUGAAACUGUUCAAUUAGCUCAAAUCCCCCAAUACUUGGCUAUCGAUCCAUCAAAUAAUGUCACAAUUGAGUGGUAUGAUCAGGAUAAUUCUAAAUGUGAUUUUCAGCUUAUGACUACUUGUCGGGAUACACCACCAUUUCGUUCUAUGUCAAAUAGUACUUGCGUUGGACAAAUCUUAGGUGGAUCAAUCUUGUCCAAAUGUCUAACAGUGUCAGUUCUACCUUCACCUUUUUUUCUUCGUCAACUUCGUGAUAAUCUUUGGGUUACUUCAUCGGCCCAAUCCUUACAUUGUGUGGUCAUUCCAAAAACAGAGUUCUCGAUGCCCUCCUUUCAAACAUCAAGUUUGAAUGAACAGCUCAUUCUUCCACCUGUAGCUCUCGUAAACGUCACAUCCGGUUCUACCAUCGCCUGUCCAGGUUUUUCACUCAUGGGUCGUCCCAUUGAACAGUCUUCUCCAUCAGUAGUCAUUUUAUAUAAUAAUACCUUAUUUCUCAAUAACAUUUCAGUAGUGGAUGUCCAUCGUCACAUUACCGGAAAUAGUACUUGGUCGAAAAGAAAGCUCAUGGGACGUGAACUGAAAGAAAUCAUGCGAUUUAUUGAACAACCACCCUUUAAUCCCACCGCUACUCUUUCACAUCCUAUGUACAUGUUUUCAUUGUAUAUGAUUUUUGUAGGUUUUAUUUUAACCAGCAUCACCAUCAUCAUCUACUGUGUGCGUCGAGGUUUUAUACGAUAUCUUCUACAAGGUCCUCGCGUAGUCUCACUUCCUCUUCCAUCGCUCACGAGUACCACCUAG